AUGGCCAAAUAUCAUUAUAGGAAUGCACAUCCUAAAAUGUUGUUUGCAGCCAAAUGCAGUGGCUGUCUGGAGAAGAUCGCUCCCACUGAGUUUGUGAUGCGCGCACUAGAAAGUGUGUAUCAUCUAGGCUGCUUCUGCUGCUGUGUGUGCGAGCGACAGCUGUGUAAAGGAGACGAGUUCGUCCUGAAGGAAGGACAACUGCUGUGCAAGAACGACUACGAGAAGGAGAAGGACUUACUGCACGCGGUCAGCCCGGACAUGUCUGACUCCGACAAAAGUGAGGAUGAAGAUCUGGACUUGAAGCCGGAGAAAGGAGCAGGAGGUCAGAGCAAAGGAGCCGAUGACGGCAAAGACCCACGCAGACCCAAGAGACCUCGCACCAUCCUCACCACCCUGCAGCGGCGCGCGUUCAAGGCCUCCUUUGAGGUGUCAUCCAAACCAUGCCGAAAGGUCAGAGAGACGUUGGCAGCUGAAACCGGUCUAAGUGUUAGAGUCGUUCAGGUGUGGUUUCAGAACCAAAGAGCAAAGACCUCAUUUUGUUGUCCUUCUUCAGGAAAUGACUCGAUUUUCCACGACAUUGACAGCGACACGUCUCUGACCAGUCUGAGCGACUGCUUCAUGGCUGCGUCAGAAGCCGGAUCCCUUCAGACCCGCGUGGGAAACCCCAUCGACCGCCUCUAUUCCAUGCAGAGCUCGUACUUCGCCUCCUGA
This is a messenger RNA of Sinocyclocheilus rhinocerous, 711 nucleotides long. Its product is annotated as LIM homeobox transcription factor 1-beta-like. Gene Ontology annotation, biological process: neuron differentiation; regulation of transcription by RNA polymerase II. Gene Ontology annotation, cellular component: nucleus. NCBI's taxonomy places the organism in Eukaryota, Metazoa, Chordata, Actinopteri, Cypriniformes, Cyprinidae. The coding region runs from base 1 to 711 and encodes 236 amino acids. Gene Ontology annotation, molecular function: RNA polymerase II transcription regulatory region sequence-specific DNA binding; DNA-binding transcription factor activity, RNA polymerase II-specific. The record is from RefSeq and is a predicted model, not a curated record. The transcript is spliced from 5 exons.